Molecule: messenger RNA, 1526 nt
Organism: Drosophila kikkawai
Lineage: Eukaryota; Metazoa; Arthropoda; Insecta; Diptera; Drosophilidae
Gene: Kyat
Product: Kynurenine aminotransferase
Biological process (GO): biosynthetic process
Cellular component (GO): mitochondrion; cytoplasm
Molecular function (GO): pyridoxal phosphate binding; L-kynurenine:2-oxoglutarate transaminase activity
Source: RefSeq, a predicted model, not a curated record
UAGACACUGCGCUGGUCUAAUCAGAUUUCAGUGACAUUAUGCAACGUCACUCCAGCGUUUAACUCAAGCAAUUGCAUUUAACAAGUGAUAUUUUAGCUAAUAAUUAAGAUCAGACACCCAGACAGACCAACAACAAAAUGCUCCGCAGUUGCCGCCGCCUUGCCACGAGAAGCCUCCGGGAUCAGCUCCAGUUUCAAGUUAAGCGCCACCAAAAGACCGCCGCCACCUGUAGCGACAUGGAUAAGUUUGAUCUUCCUAAGCGAUUGCAGGGCAGCACGCCCAGCGUCUGGAACGAGUACAUUGCCCUGGCCAUGCAGUAUAAGCCGCUGAAUCUGGGCCAGGGGUUUCCCGAUGACGCCGCCCCCGAGUAUGUGACCCAUUCGCUGGCGGACAUUGCCAAGGAUGAGAACCCGCUCCUGCAUCAGUAUACCCGCGGCUACGGACACGUUCGUCUGGUUCAGGCGCUCUCCAAGCUGUACAGCGGUCUCGUCUCCAAGGAGCUGAAUCCCCUCACCGACAUCCUGAUCACGUCGGGCGCCUAUGAAGCCUUGUACUCCACCAUCAUGGGGCACGUGGACGUGGGCGAUGAGGUGAUCAUCAUUGAGCCCUUCUUCGAUUGCUACGAGCCCAUGGUUAAGAUGGCCGGUGGAGUUCCGCGCUUCAUUCCCCUGAAAUUGCGCAAGACGGAGGGUGAGGGACCGAUCAGCUCGGCGGAUUGGGUGCUGGACGAUGCCGAAUUCGAGGGACUGUUCAACUCAAAGACCAAGAUGAUCAUCCUCAAUACCCCGCACAAUCCCAUUGGCAAGGUCUUCAACCGAAAGGAGCUGGAGCGGAUUGCCGAGCUGUGCCGCAAAUGGAACGUGCUGUGCGUCUCGGACGAGGUAUACGAGUGGCUGGUCUUUGACGGGGCGGAACAUAUUCGCAUUUGCACGCUGCCCGGCAUGUGGGAUCGCACCAUCACGCUGGGAUCGGCCGGCAAGACCUUCUCGGUCACCGGCUGGAAGAUCGGCUGGGCCUACGGACCCGCCCAGCUUAUUCGCAACCUGCAGAUGGUCCACCAGAAUUCCGUGUACACCUGUCCCACGCCCCUGCAGGAGGGCGUGGCGCGCAGCUUUGAGGUGGAGUUGGCCCGCCUCGGUAAGCCGGAGAGCUAUUUUCUCAGCUUGCCGCGCGAACUGAAGCAGAAGCGAGACUACAUGGCCAAAUUCCUGUCGGACGCCGGCAUGCGUCCCACUAUUCCCGAGGGCGGGUACUUCAUGCUGGCCGAUUGGUCGCCGCUGGCAAACAAGGUGGACCUUAGCUCCGAGCCGGACAAGCAUCGCGACUACAAGUUCACCAAGUGGAUGACCAAGAAUAUGGGCCUGCAGGGCAUCCCGCCCAGCGCCUUCUACAGCGAGCCCAAUAAGCCGCUGGGCGAGGACUUUGUGCGCUAUUGCUUCAUCAAGAAGCAGGAGAACCUGGACAAGGCGGCCGAGCUGCUUGCCAAGUGGAAAUAGUUGGCGGAAAUAAACGAAUUUGUUGCAAUA